GCAGAUCUGCAAACAGUCUCUGCAUUUCGUGGAUUAACAAGCUUAUCCACGACACCCUGACCCCACAUCGAUUAGCAGAUUAGCAACGCCCUCGCUAAUUAAUCUCUGCUGCGAAAGAGUCCAUCCCUUGCAAGUGCAAAAGUAUCAUACUUGGGUCAGAAUCCCAUACCCAGUCACGACCAUUAUUACUCCAUAGAAAACCAUUCCGCCGGGGUCGUUGGUGUUGGUUCUGGACAUAGUUGUCGUUUACGAUGUCGGAAUUGUCUUUCUUCUUCAAGACCAGGCCUCGAAGUGCUGUGUUUUAAGUCUGUCUGGAGCUACAGAGCUCUACGAUUGAUAGUUUUAAUUUCAGAUUGUGGGUGUAUGCGGACGUCACGGACAUGGCUGUGCAGUUGGGUUCCGCUACAGGAGCUAGGUCCUUGAAAUUGGGGUUGCAAAGCUUGAAUUUCAGCAACGGGAGGAUCCUUAGCACUGCUGAGUCAUUGAGAACACGGUUGGGGAGUUUGAAGCCUAGGAAGCUCGUGGUGCGGGCCGAGGAGAAAACGGUUGUUGAUCUUAGAGAGGUCACUGGGGCGAAGAGAGGGGUUCCUUCGUCUUGCAAGCGUGUGUUGGUUUCAACGGAGAGGCGAGAGGAGGACGACCAUGAAGAGCGCAAACGGAGAUGGGCAGGUCGGCAGGCUGCGAAGGCCCGGAAAGCUGCCCUUCAAUUGGAAGAGAGAUUAAGCCUUGUUGCUCGGAAGAAAAAAUAUGUAGAAAAGGAGUUAGCAAAGUUGGAUGGCCAGAUGAAACUUGCCGACGCGCCUCCAGCAAAAGAACAAAUAUCAGACGAGGAACGGUAUAUGUUUAUGAAACUUGGCUUAAGAAUGAGAGCCAGACUUCUAAUGGGUAGACGAGGAGUAUUUGAUGGUGUUGUUGAGAAUAUGCAUCUGCAUUGGAAGCAUAGAGAGCUCGUGAAAGUCAUCUUCAAGGGGCCCAUAUUUGAGGCUGAGCAAACAGCUAAGAUCCUUGAAAUGGAAAGUGGAGGAGUACUCGUUGGUAUCGUGACAACUACAAAAGGGCAGGCCAUAAUAUUCUACCGUGGCAAGAAUUAUCAGCGCCCUUCCGAGCUGAGACCUCGGCAUCUGCUUUCAAAGCGACAAGCUUACGAACGUUCCCUGGAGAUGCAGCGGAAGCGAUCUUUGGAGCAGCACAUGCUUAAGUUGGAAAAGGAGAUUGGAAAAUUGCAAGUAGGCCUGUACGAAACAGGUGAAGGCAACAGUGGUCUGGAGAUGGAAGAAAAAAACCUGCUAGCAUUAUCAGAGCCACUAGGCACUGUUCUGGAAGAUUUUGAUGAUGAAGAGUUCCGUUCAGAUGAAAAUUACAAUGAGAAUCUGGCAGAUGAUAUUGAGCGUUUCGGCUGGAAACGAGAGAAACCAAAUCCGAGGGGUGUCGUGCUGGACCCAAUUUUCAAAGCCCAGCCAUUGACCAUAAAAGAGAGAAUUCGUCUGCGACAGGAAGCUUUGAAGCAGAGUGAUCCCAUGCACAUCAAUAUAGGAAAGAGCAAUAUGGUGGCAGGCUUGGCGAAGGCAAUACGCCUUUACUUUCAGAAGCAACCUUUUGCCAUAGUCGGUGUGAAAGGCAGAGCGAAGGAUACUCCUGUAGAGGAGAUAAUUCAGCAAUUAGAGGAGGCCACCGGGGCUGUGCUCGUGUCAAGAGAACCAAAUAAGCUUAUACUUUACCGAGGGUGGCCUGCCGGUGAACAACGUCCUGACAUGGUCACUGAGAAUGAAGAAGAGGAAGAGGAAGAGAUUCCGCCGGAGCUCAGAGCUGCAAUAAUGAUGGAGGAGGUUCGAGACCCAAUGGACUACAGCUAUCUCACAAGGGAAGAGCUUUCCUUAAUUGGGAUCGAGUAUAAAGGGAAUGGAAUUAAGGAAAACGAUAGGGAAGAGAACCAAUCAGAGCAGGAAGUUGAAGGUGACGCUCGUUUCGCCACAUGGAAUGAUGGAAGAUGUCACACCGAAGAUGAUAAUGGAGCAACUGAGGUGGAUAUGUGGGAUGAAGAGAAGUGGUAUACAGAAGAUGAGGACGAGGACAAGGAUGAGAAUGGUGCAGAAUCUGAAAAUCUGGAAUUGAAGCUGGAUGGAGUUGAAAAUUACUAACUGAACUGUGUUGCAACCAAUUUUCACGAACUACAUGGAGCUUAAGGUUAUGAGGCAGGCCCAGUUGGAUAACCAUCUUGACGGGUGCGGUAACGGCCGAUUCUCAGAUGAAGGCACAGCAAGGAUAAAGUUGAUGGCUUCAUGGAUUAUUACAUGCUGCAAGGACCAUGUUCCUCACCAUUUGUUCCUCAAUCUGUUCGUUGGGAGAUACAAUCAAAGAUGUGGAGUGUCAACCCUGAUAAGCUUGCGUGGCUCUGAUGUGAUUCAUCCGGAUCCUUAAGCUUUUUAGGUUGUUUGUCUUGAAAUCAAGGGCUCCCAUGUCAAAUGCAGGUGGUUUUCGAAGGCAGGGACCGAACACGCUAAUCGUGUUGAUGGACGAGGAUAAAUGGUUCCUUGAUUACUGAUGCAAAAUUCAAAUUUGCACUCUUGUUUGAUUUCUUCGUUACUUCUCGAAGAAUUCAUGACACAAUCAGAGAGUUGGGCUGGUGGACUUGGAUGUGCUGAAAUCGAUGACAUUAUCGUCGUUGGUUCACACUGUGUUCUAGCAGGUGGAUUUGAAAUAACAAUAUGGCAGCCUUCAUGGAACUGGGACGGAUUAGGGCCAUGCAAGUAGCGCACUCAAGAGCUGAGUCGCUAAGAUCCUAGUCUUGUGUGAGGACGUUACCAGCAAUUAGAAUCGUCAUUUGGGAGCCAAUAAGGACGUUGCUCAAGCGAGACCUAAAACUUUUCCGUUCAAAAGGCAAUGGUAGAAAAUAUCAGGCACAAAUCGGCUCUUGUGAGGAAGCUCGAUGCUGGAGAACUAAAUCUUGUAAUUGAGCUUCUCGUCUCCAAUCAAGGCUUCCGUGUUUUAAUG
Molecule: messenger RNA, 2991 nt
Organism: Physcomitrium patens
Lineage: Eukaryota; Viridiplantae; Streptophyta; Bryopsida; Funariales; Funariaceae
Product: CRM-domain containing factor CFM2, chloroplastic
Biological process (GO): RNA splicing, via transesterification reactions
Molecular function (GO): mRNA binding
Source: RefSeq, a predicted model, not a curated record